AUAUUAAGCACUAUGAAGCAUUUAAAUAACCAAUGCUUAAAUAGUGAUUAAAGUUAUGAGUUAUAAAUUCUACAAUUUGUUGGGUAACAAAAAUAGAUAAAUUUACCGAAAACACAAAGGUAUUUGUCAUGCGCUGGGGUUGUUUGAGAUGUGUUAGACCAAUUUUGGCUUUAUCCACUCGGAUGUCAAAUGCUUUUCCAAUUGAUGGAGACCAUGUCUUCUUUUGCAUUUUAAAACAAUAGCUUUACAAUCAAUCGCAUAUAUGAUUUGCGUUAGUUUAAUAGAGAAUGUUUGUCGGCCUGCUCGUAAACAGGCUAUUCAAUUAGCGCGCGCACGGUGGUGAAGUUUGUACUUUCAGGCCGCACCCCCCAUUGCUUGCUUACUUUCGGAUUGCGAUGACCAAGCCUUUCUGUGGCCUAGGCCUAUAUAUAUAUUAGCUCACUGAUAGUCUCGAAUUAUAGAUCUGUGUAUUAGUAUUUUAAACUGAAUCUGUGACACGUUCACAAUAAAGUUCUGAACUUUGUAACCAUACUAUGCAAAUUUUCAUUCACAUAUGUGGUUUUAAUUCGGCCUAUUAUUCGUAUACUAUAUUUACUGACAACAGGAAAGAACCUGCAUGCAACUUAAAUAUUGCUGCGGUUUGCAUAAUGGACAAUACAAUGUUUCAAGAUAAGUUUUUAUGACAAACGGUGAAAUAAAACGAAUGAAUGAAUGUGCACAUAUAAGAUGUGAUUACAUAAUGUGUAAUAUAAUAAUCAACCAGAAUAUAAACGUCGUUUAUAUAUGAUCUAAUUUGUACUGCAACGUGGUAAUCGUCGUAUACAGCUAUAAAUCUUAGUCGGGCAUUUCAUGGGAAAUUACUGCCACUAAUAACACAGCUAUGCAUGGCGCGUUACUUUCCGUAAUUCCUGUUUUAACAUGCAGUCCUUUCCACAAUUACUACGCCACUGACUAUUUUUUAUGCGAAGGGGCCGGGCCGAGCCGGGUGCAGCUCGAUGGAAAUACAAGGGGUCAGCGGGCUUUUUUACACGGCGUAGUUCAGGGAGGACAGCUUGUAAAAUGUGGUGGUCUCAGUCCAAAGCACCAGAUUCCGGAUCAGCCCGUCGCUGAACCUGACGACCACAGAGCACAGCUGGCCAUUCAACCUGAGAAAAAAGAGACUAAAGGCGGAGCAGACGACUUGACUUGGCAGACAGCCUGCAACGAGUAGUUUUUUUUUUGUUUCAUCCCGUGCUCAUAAUUUCACAUGCUGAUCAGAAAACCUGGUCUUCUGCGAAAGCACGAAAUAAAUAUCCGAAGACUGUAAUGCAGGGCACCUUUUCCUGUUGCGAUUUUAGAGACAAUAUCAGCUUUUGCAAAUAAGUCGAACGGGAUAUAAACCGAAGUUGCAAAAAAAGUUAAAGGUCAAAAAUUAAAACUGAUCAUACCUUAAGAACGCCUGAAAGUUAAUGCAGUCCUCUAAAAUGAAGGAAACCAAAGCGCACAAUUAGCUGGGUAACUGGCGUAGCCGAGCAUGAAUAUGCGGCGGAUUAUGCAGGACAGGCGGCAGAUGCGUCAGCUGCGGUCCGUGUGGACCUGCGCGGCUGUGCUCGCUUUAAUGCUGGCGGUUGGCAGCGUCGCGUUUACGGCGUGGGCAUGGGGACAGACCAGGAGCCUGUCUCUGUCUUUCAAAAGUCUGCAAUAUCAUCUCGAACAAGUAAACGCCCAGCGAGAGGCCAUUGUGAACCUUCUGCUGGAAAAGCAACUUAAGAUGGACUACCAGAGGGUCAAGAGAGACGCGCUCAACAAGUUGGGACGGACAGAUUCCGGAAGUGGAAGGAGAAAGAAGAAAAAUCAGGAUUUGGCUUCUCAUUUUGAAAUUAAAGACCAAGCCAUUGUAGAAGUGGGAACAGAAGGAGUCAUCAAGGGCUGGACUGAGGAACGGCUGAACUCCACCAAGGCUGUGAGUUAUGACCCCCAGGAAGGCACCUUCAGAGUGGAGAGGAGGGGGGUCUAUUUCUUGUACUGCCAGGUGCACUUCAACGAGAACCAGAGCCCCUACGUGAAGCUGGAGGUGUCGGUGGGCAAAGUGAAGGUGCUCCAGUGUAAGGAAGGCUACGGAACCACGCCCUCCUCAGGCUCCCAUGCAUUCCACUACAUGAAGCCGUGCCAAGUGUCGGGCUUACUGCAUCUGGAGAAGGGGGAUGAGCUCAAGGUCACCACUGGCGCUAAAUUCACCCUUUUGAACACUGUCAAUCACUACUUUGGGCUCUUCAAGGUCACCUGAGGCUGCCGCCGUUGAGUUCACUUACCUUACUCUCUACCCCAAAAGCAUCUUCAGCAUCCUUCCUCAUGCAUGAGCCUGUGCGUGUGUCUGUGUUGACAUUCCCUCCAACCCUGGACCUUCUCGUUUGCCUCUUAAAAGGGGACGGUAUCGGACUUAAACUUCUGUGGUGCUUUCAUGUUCUGUUCUGACACGGAACCCUGUGCCUUCAUGUUCCGUUUCACCCAGAACGCCUCAGCCCUCGUUAAUGCAACCGCUUCCCAUCCCGAGGGUGGCUUUCGGCCCUGUGUGCUGCCCAGGCUGAAGAAGCGGAGGACUUGCUUCAUCAAAACUUUCAAACCGGUGCUCUGCACCCUGAGCACAGUUGGUCUGAGGACGGUAUUCGAAGAAAAACUUUAGCUGCGCUGAACCGAGCCGUUGGCCGAUUUGCAGGGCUGGGUCGCUUCGGUCCACUGCUAUUCAUUUUCGUAACGGGUCAGCACUUCUAGAAAUGCCACUUUCAUCUGGACGAACUACAGUCCAUUGGACUAAAAUUCAUAUUGACAUUUUUAAACCUGUGUACCCAUAUCCCCCCUUUAUUAAUUCAGACCAAUUGGUAUUAACUGCAGAUGCCUUUAUUAUCCUCUGUGUAACAUACUACUCUAUUAACUGUUUGGGGCUGUAAUACAUGAUAUGAUGUAAAUGGGAGACUGUGCCACCAAGCACUGCUUUGAAAAUAAAUUAAUUUGCGUGAGCAGGCUUUCUGGGACCAUCCUCCGCUUCCUGCUACUCCUGCUGUAUAGUGUUAUUUUUUAUAAGAUGAACUAAAAAAAGAAACAAAACAUCAAAUUAAGCAACUAUUAUUCUUUAUUGUCAUGUCGGCAUAUACAUUACUGUGUACUUUAAUGUAUAUGGUUGAGAUGACAAUAAAGCUCUACUACUACAACUACAGGUAGCUCUCAGUUUUAAAAAGUAAAUCCGGACGUACCCAGAAAAUAUUGGAGAUAUCUAGUUUUUCGGAAGCACUAAUAUAAGAAGACGGCAUUUAUCUAUAAGCAAAUUUACACUGUAACUUUUCAUUUAUUUAAUAGGUGUUCUCUAGUACAUAUCGGCAGUAUAUUUUUGGUUUGCACGUUUUUUGCUAUAAGCGGUCUUCAGUGGUAUGGGAAGGUAAAUCUGACUUGUGUAAAAUUUGACUUGCAUAAGGGUUUGUGGAAUGGAUCACUUACGUUAGUCGAGAAUUGCCUGUGUAUCAGUGUUUCCCCAUCCGGUCCUUGGGGACCCAUAGCCGGUCUUCGUUUUUUUCCCUCCAAGCUCCCUACUGCAAAAACAUGGACUGUCUGUGCGUCCUUGAGGACCGGUUUGGGAAACACUGCUGUAUUUGAAAACAUUCUGGUAAAGCAUGAAUUGUAGCAUUUAUUCAUUAUUCGAAUAACUAAAAUCACUGUACUAAUGCUAUAACUUUAUGUAUUUCCAAAAAAUAAAAAUAAAAAAAACGGCUUGCUUGUA
This is a messenger RNA of Paramormyrops kingsleyae, 3751 nucleotides long. RefSeq names its product TNF superfamily member 12 (gene tnfsf12). Gene Ontology annotation, biological process: immune response. Gene Ontology annotation, molecular function: tumor necrosis factor receptor binding; receptor ligand activity. The record is from RefSeq and is a predicted model, not a curated record. Gene Ontology annotation, cellular component: membrane. Lineage: Eukaryota; Metazoa; Chordata; Actinopteri; Osteoglossiformes; Mormyridae.